Messenger RNA from Balaenoptera musculus (blue whale), 1958 nucleotides. It is a transcript of the gene ERLEC1, whose product is annotated as endoplasmic reticulum lectin 1. The transcript has 15 exons. Gene Ontology annotation, biological process: retrograde protein transport, ER to cytosol; endoplasmic reticulum unfolded protein response. The coding region runs from base 164 to 1615 and encodes 483 amino acids. NCBI's taxonomy places the organism in Eukaryota, Metazoa, Chordata, Mammalia, Artiodactyla, Balaenopteridae. The record is from RefSeq and is a predicted model, not a curated record. Gene Ontology annotation, cellular component: endoplasmic reticulum lumen.
GCUCUCCGGAAGGAGACGUGGCGGCGGUUGGGCCCUGGGCUGCCUGGGCGCUUGGUAGUCCCGCCGCCUCCUCCUCCUCCUCCUCCUCCUCCUCCUCCUCCCUCUCCUCUCCACUGUGGGCCGAGGGGGUUGUGGCGGCUGCUGGAGAACUCGGCGGCGGAGGAUGGAGGAAGGAGGCGGCGGCGCGCGGAGUCUGGUCCCAGGCGGGCCGCUGUUGCUGGUACUCUGCGGUCUCCUAGAGGCGUCCGGCGGCGGCCGAGCGCUCCCCCAGCUCAGCGAUGACAUCCCUUUCCGAGUCAACUGGCCCGGCACCGAGUUCUCUCUGCCUACAACUGGAGUUUUGUAUAAAGAAGAUAAUUAUGUCAUCAUGACAACUACACAUAAAGAAAAAUAUAAAUGCAUUCUUCCCCUUGUGACAAGUGGGGAUGAGGAAGAAGAAAAGGAUUAUAAAGGCCCAAAUCCAAGAGAGCUAUUGGAGCCACUAUUUAAACAGAGCAGUUGUUCCUACAGAAUUGAGUCUUAUUGGACUUACGAAGUAUGUCACGGAAAACACAUUCGGCAGUACCAUGAAGAGAAAGAAAGUGGUCAGAAAGUAAAUAUUCACGAGUACUACCUUGGGAAUAUGUUGGCUAAGAACCUUCUAUCUGAAAAAGAACAAGAAGUGGAAGAAAAGGAAAAAUCAAAAGAGAUUCCCACUAAAAAUAUCGAAGGUCAGAUGACACCCUACUAUCCAGUGGGAAUGGGAAAUGGUACACCUUGUAGUUUGAAACAGAACCGGCCCAGAUCAAGUACUGUGAUGUACAUAUGUCAUCCUGAGUCUAAGCAUGAAAUUCUUUCAGUAGCUGAAGUUACAACUUGUGAAUAUGAAGUUGUCAUUUUGACACCACUCUUGUGCAGUCAUCCUAAAUAUAGAUUCAGAGCAUCUCCUGUGAAUGACAUAUUUUGCCAGUCACUACCAGGAUCACCAUUUAAACCCCUCACCCUGAGACAGUUGGAACAGCAGGAAGAAAUACUGAGGGUGCCUUUUAGGAGAAAUAAAGAGGAAGAUAUGCAAUCAACUAAGGAAGAGAGAUUUCCAGCAAUCCACAAACCCAUUGCUGUUGGUUCUCAGCCAAUGCUCACAGUUGGAACAACCCACAUAUCCAAAUUGACAGAUGACCAACUCAUAAAAGAAUUCCUUAGUGGUUCCUACUGCUUUCACGGGGGUGUUGGUUGGUGGAAAUAUGAAUUCUGCUAUGGCAAACAUGUACAUCAAUACCAUGAGGACAAGGAUAGUGGGAAAACCUCUGUGGUUGUGGGGACAUGGAACCAAGAAGAACAUAUUGAAUGGGCUAAGAAGAAUACUGCUAGAGCCUAUCACCUUCAAGACGAUGGUACCCAGACAGUCAGGAUGGUGUCACAUUUUUAUGGGAAUGGAGAUAUUUGUGAUAUAACUGACAAACCAAGACAGGUGACUGUAAAACUAAAGUGUAAAGAAUCAGAUUCUCCUCAUGCUGUUACUGUAUAUAUGCUAGAGCCUCACUCCUGUCAGUAUAUCCUUGGGGUUGAAUCUCCAGUGAUCUGUAAAAUCUUAGAUACAGCAGACGAAAAUGGACUUCUUUCUCUCCCCAACUAAAGGAGAGAACACACCGAGGGACUCAGCAAAAUGUCCUGUAAGAUGAGGGAAAUGACUGAUUUUAUCCUGGUAACGUAUGACACCCAUUUUUUUCCAUAUAUUAUUUUUAUCAUGGAACUCCACUAACUUUUCUUAAGCUAAUGCCACCCACAAAUCGGGCAAAUGAAAGUUCACUAACAAGAUUAAAGUGUUACCUUGGAAAUUCUGGCUUGGUUAAAUGCCAUCAAACCCUACCUUCUUUGAUAAUCCUCCUGUGAUGGUAAACGAUGCAAGUGCAGUGACAAUUUAUCUAGAUCCAGAUUGCAUUUAUGAUUUAAAUGAUAAAAAUAAUUCCUUUAUCUUU